UCUAUCAGACCAGUUGUCAAGCAUCAGCUGCCACUGGGGCAUAACUCAGACUUGGAAGGGAAUUCUACAUCCACGGAUGAGUCCUCUGAAGGCAAUUUGAACCUGCUGGAGCAGACAGAGGUUCGGUACCACCUGAUGCUGCACAUCCAGUUGCAGCUGUGUGAGCUGUCCCUGAGGGACUGGAUAGCCGAGAGGAACAAGCGGAGCCGGGAGUAUGUGGAUGAAGCUGCCUGUCCCUCCGUCAUGGCCAGUGUUGCAACAAAAAUAUUUCAAGAAUUGGUGGAAGGUGUCUUUUACAUGCAUAACAUGGGCAUUGUCCACAGAGAUCUGAAGCCUAGAAAUAUUUUUCUUCAUGGCCCUGAUCAGCAAGUAAAAAUAGGAGACUUUGGUCUGGCCUGUGCAGACAUCAUACAGAAGAGCUCAGGCUGGACCAGCAGAAUGGAAAGGGAAUGCCGACACAUACGUCCAGAGUGGGGACCUGUCUGUAUGCGUCACCCGAACAGUUGGAAGGAUCCGAGUAUGAUGCCAAGUCAGAUAUGUAUAGCCUGGGUGUGAUCCUGCUCGAGCUCUUUCAGCCAUUCGGGACAGACAUGGAGCGAGUAACAGUCUUAACAGGCAUAAGGACUGGUCGGAUACCCGAAUCCCUUAGUAAGAGGUGUCCGGUACAAGCCAAGUAUAUCCAGCUCCUAACUGGGAGGAAUGCAUCACAGAGACCGUCUGCUCUUCAGCUGCUGCAGAGUGAACUUUUCCAGACAACUGGAAAUGUUAAUCUCACAUUGCAGAUGAAGAUAAUAGAGCAAGAGAAGGAAACUGAAGAACUACAGAGGCAACUCAGCCUCCUUUCCCGGGACAAAGGGCUGAAGGGAUGAGAGGGAAAGUGGGGGCCUAGCUGUAUAGCCUGAAUUAUGCUGCCCACCAUGGGAAAGUGGACUUACACUCUU
This is a messenger RNA of Peromyscus maniculatus bairdii (prairie deer mouse), 941 nucleotides long. Lineage: Eukaryota; Metazoa; Chordata; Mammalia; Rodentia; Cricetidae. The record is from RefSeq and is a predicted model, not a curated record.